This is a messenger RNA of Phytomonas sp. EM1, 1461 nucleotides long. NCBI's taxonomy places the organism in Eukaryota, Euglenozoa, Kinetoplastea, Trypanosomatida, Trypanosomatidae. The record is from the annotation of a GenBank genome assembly.
AUGAGCCCAUGUUGGAAAAGGUCUAUUGCAGCGCUACGCAGCGACUGUGCUAAUAUACGCGCCGAUAACCCCUUACGUACGCGUCUGGCACUUGGUAUGGCAGCCUGCGAUAGUGAAGGUGACGGCCGGGGUGGGUCCUCGUCCUUUUACUGCAAACCGCAACAAAGCCCUCACAACUGUGUGAGGACCCUGUCUGAGCCAGCCUACGCUAUCUUCAUUCAAUAUCGCUUACACACUGAUGUUUUGUGUGCUUUUUUACAAGAAGAACUUUUCCAAGAGCGCACAGAAGCUGCGGUGGCUGCGCUGGAGUCUGCCGCUGAGCUAAGUAUUGAUUCUCUCACAACUUUGCAACAUAGUAACGUGAAACUGCUUCGCACUGCAGAAGAAACGAUGGAGUCUCAGCAAGAGUCGAAGCGCUUAACGGUUGAGCUACAGGAAUACCUCCAGAAGUUGCAAAACAAUCAGACAAAUACGAUGCAGCGGCUGCAGGUCUCAGCUCAUGAUAUUUUACACAUAUCUAAGCACACGGAAGAAUCCUUGCUGCGUCUACAAGAAUUGCUGAACUCAGUCGCUUUUAACGCGAGUUGCAAGCUUGACGAGUUAGUAGCUCAGGCCGCUGAGCAUUACACAUUCAUGGAGCAACGCACAAGUAAAAUUUUUAAUGUGCUCAAGUACAUCGAAGAGACUCACAAAAAAAUGAUGGGACGCACAAUAUCUCUGCGAAGAGCACUGCAAUACAUGUUGGUAGUUUUAAUUAUCAUAUUCUUCACAAUGUCAAGGAGAACGUCUGCGGCGCGGUUGCCUGUCUUAGGCUUUCUAGCAGCGGGGCCGCUUGCUUGUAUGUUUACUGGGGGCGGUCGCUUUGGGUGUGUGCCGUGGAUUGUCGUUGCUGUGGGAGCUGCUAUGAUGACGAUAGGCUACUUUUGGUACACCUAUGUUUCAGUGGAAUGCCUGCAGAGGCAGAUGGUGCAUGAAGAGGUGAUGCAUAUUGUCAAGAAAAGCCAGAUGGAUCUUAUGGCGUGGAUGGGGGACAAGGAAGUUUCUCCCUCUCUGUGUAGUUCAGUUUCAAGUGUAAAAACUAUUGAACGGAUGCCAUCGGUCUCCUCGUUACUCCACCAGGCUUUUCAUCCCUUGCUGCCGUGGGCUCAACUACCCAAGGAGUCUGUUCCAUCACCGAUUAACACCGUUUCUUUUCCAAGCACAGCCAUAUUAGACCAUCGUAUCGACGACAAAAAUUGUAAUCGAAGUCAAGAAGCUCAUCCUGAGAAGACAAUGCUUGAGGUAGAUAUUGAACCAAGCCGACCGUUAUCACUUGAAGUAGCCAUACCAAAGAACCCACCGAGGCUUCCCGUAAUGAAGAGGCCUCGUACCAAAAGCACAGCCUUCUCUUCUGAUAAACCCAUUGCCAUGGGAAAAAACACGCGGUCUACUCGCCAGCGUCGCAGGCGAAUUGAUAAAUGA